This is a messenger RNA of Miscanthus lutarioriparius, 1380 nucleotides long. Lineage: Eukaryota; Viridiplantae; Streptophyta; Magnoliopsida; Poales; Poaceae. The record is from the annotation of a GenBank genome assembly.
AUGGUCGCGCCGGCGCGCCGCCUUCUUCUGCUCGUCGUCGCCGUCGCGGGAGCCCUGGCGCUCCCCGUGGCGGCCGAGAUUAAGAAGGAGUCCUUCAGGGAGGACCCGCGCUCGUCCAUCAUGUUCGAAAAGUUCGGCUUCUCCAGGUCCGGCGCGGUCCGGAUCAUCGUCUCUGGCGCCGCCGUCUCCUCCCCCGUCGCGCGGCCGGACAACGGGCAGCUCGGGUUCUUCCUCCUCUCCGACGAGUCCCUCCUCCACGCUAUCGACGAGGCGCAGGAGGGGCCCACGCGGGAGAAGCGCGCCGCGGCGACCAACGGCGGCGGCGAGGACCCCGACGGCGGCUCUGUCUCUGCCGAGUGCGUGCUCAACAGCCCCUACGUGAAGAAGCUCUUCACCUUCAAAAACCUGAAGGGCGGCCACUACAACAAGUCCUUCCCUGUCACCCGCCCCGACGAGUACACCCUCUUCUUCGCCAACUGCGCCCCGGAGGCGCUCGUCUCCAUGACCGUCCGCACCGAGAUGUACAACGUCAACGCCGACGGCUCCAAGGACUACCUCCCCGUCGGCCAGGCGCCCCUGCCCGCUAUCUACGGAUUCUUCGCCUUCUGCUACGCUGCGUUCCUGGCCGCCUGGGGAUACCUCACCCUCUCCCGCGACCGCGUGUCCGCGCACCAGAUCCACCACCUCAUGUCGGGCCUCCUCGUCGCGCGCCUGCUCUACUGCCUCUCCGCUGCCGAGGACCAGCACUACAUCCGCGUCACCGGGACGCCGCACGGCUGGGAUGUGGCCUUCUACCUCUUCCAGCUCGUGAAAGGUGUCAUCCUUUUCGCGGUGAUCGCGCUGGUCGGCACGGGGUGGUCCUUCUUGAAGCCGGUCCUGCAGGACCGGGAGAAGAAGGUGCUCAUGGCCGUGAUCCCGCUCCAGGUCACCGCGAAUAUCGCCGCCGCGGUCAUUGGGGAGACCGGGCCCUUCAUGCAGGGCUGGGUGACAUGGAAUCAGAUCUUGCUCUUCGUGGAUGUCACGUGCUGCUGCGCGGUGCUCUUCCCGGUUGUGUGGUCCAUCCGGUCGCUCAGGGAGACGUCCAAGACCGACGGCAAGGCGGCACGGAACCUCUCCAAGCUCACCCUGUUCCGGCAGUUCUACGUCGUGGUGAUUGGGUACCUGUACUUCACUAGGAUCGUCGUGUAUGCGCUCAAGACAGUUGCCAGCUACAAGUACCGGUGGGUGAGCAUCUUGGCAGAAGAGAUGGCCACCCUGGCGUUCUACCUGUUCAUGUUCUACACAUUCAGGCCGGCCGAGAAGAGCCACUACUUCUCUCUCGAUGAAGAUGAAGAAGAGGCCGCGGAGAUGGUGCUCCGAGAAGAGGAAUUCGAGCUAUGA